Funneliformis caledonium is the source of this 227-nucleotide messenger RNA. The record is from the annotation of a GenBank genome assembly. Lineage: Eukaryota; Fungi; Glomeromycota; Glomeromycetes; Glomerales; Glomeraceae.
AAGAUUCUAUAGAAGAUUUCAUAAAGGUGAACGAAAUAGAAUUAGAUGAUAAUAGUAAUGGUGAUGAAGCAGAUAAUAUACAAGAAUUCAAUUUUCUUGUUAAACCAAAAUCUAAAGAAAAAGAGGCAAUUGAAGAAGAAUCUGAUGAAUUUGAUAUUGACGAAAAUAUAUAUUUUAGCGAAGACAAAGCAGAGGAAGAAGGCGAACUAUUAACUUCGAUGCCUUAG